This is a messenger RNA of Paramuricea clavata, 4095 nucleotides long. Lineage: Eukaryota; Metazoa; Cnidaria; Anthozoa; Malacalcyonacea; Plexauridae. The record is from the annotation of a GenBank genome assembly.
GAGUCUCAUGUCCACUUAUCGGGUGUGUAAAGCCUCAGUGUCCUUUUGGAUAUGUUCGUGACAAAAAUGGCUGUCCAACUUGCCAAUGCAAAAGUAAGUUUAUGUCAAUAUACUUUGAUAUAUUGAAUAUAUUAUUAUAUAGUUAUAUAAUAAAUUUAUUUAAUAACAUAAAACCGAUUUUUGUAUAGAUAUACGUUGUUUAUUUCUCCAUGACUGACAAUAGUUAUACAAUUUUAGUUAUAUUCUAGUCAGUAAUUCUUGAUGUUGCUGCAAAAGAAGUCGCCAUGCAUGUUUAUUGAACAAAUUUGGCACACAAUUUUCCUUAUUUGAAAUUAAAAUAUUAACCAACAAUGCGAAAUUCUGCCUGAAUUUGACUCUCUGGAGAUUGUUUGAAUACAAUCGUGUUUAUAAUUAACUAAGAUUGAAAAUUGAUAUAUGACGUUUUGAAACUAUUUCUCUAUCAAAAAUAAUUUCCUUUCUUUUAUUACCUCACUAAAAGAACUGAAGUGUCGAAAAAUAUUUUGCACUCUACAAUAUGCUCCAGUAUGUGGAUCAGAUGGAAAGACCUAUGGUAACAUCUGUUUCUUGAAUGCGGCUGAUUGUGAGAGUGAAGAAGAUAUCACGGUAGUUCACCCUGGUCCAUGCCGUAAGUAAAAUAAUUCUAAUUGAAUGCUAGAAGCUUUUCAACAGCCCCAUGGAAUUUGGACAUACACUUUGUCUUUGAUGAAUGAGCGUAUGAUUUUGCAUACAAUUUGCGUUAAAUAUAUAUACGUAAAAUAUAUAUCACGAUAAAGUUCAAAAAUAAUUUUCACUGAAUACUUCAAAAUUUCGAUAAGCCCACUGAAAUCUAAUUAUACGGACAAUAUAUUCCAUAUAAAAAUAAACUAAGAAAUUAAUUUCUUUAAGUUCAGAUAGGUGGCUAUAAUAUUCUUUAAUUUAACAUCAUUUACUUAUUCGUUUUCUCAACAUUGAUUGGCUAAUUUCCCUAAAAUUAACUAGCUGGAGAGAAUAAUAAGUCAGCUUCAAAUAACUGGUGCAAAUAAUGGUCUGAGCGUGCGCACUUUUGAAAUGAAUUUUUAAUUGCAAAAUAUCGAUUUACGCAUGUGCAUUUAAGAUUUUUGAAAAGCAAUUAAAAUAAACACGACAGUAAACAUAUAGCUUGUUAAAUGUUCAGAUAUUGCGAUUGUACAGAUUUGUUGAACUUCAAUUCGUGACAGCCACAAAAUUUCGAGAAUGAAUAAGUAAAUGAUAAAACAAUUAUUGAACCCGGUUAUCGCAAAAUAACGCGAUUUGUCAGUGGCUCGCAGAUCGAUUAUUUGCCUCUUGCCCUCGGCAUCCGGAAAUAAUCUGCUCGCCAAUGCAUGACAAAUCGUAAUAUUUUGCUCAACCUCGUCCAAUAAGUGUAUACAAUUUUUUUUCAGACUGUAUCGAUAUUUCCAGUAGCUAUCGAUAUUCAAUUCCUGCUAUAAAUAUCGAUAUUCCUACCUCAUUCUUGCGCCCCCGAAUAUGAAACAUCUACUAUUUUACAUGAUAAAAAUUGUGUAUAUGCGAAAAUUCUGAAUUUGAUGACAGAUGAAGUUCGCAUUUUCGCUCAAAUUCCACAGAUGCGAAAUAACAGAUGAUUUUUUUCUUGGAACGAACUAGCUCGCUUAAACAAACUAAAUUAAUAUAAUUAUUUACUUAAAUUUCAGGCCGGUGAAAAACUGAAAAACAGGAAAAGGACAAGACCAUUGUUAGAUUGUUUGUUUGUUUGCAUGCACAUGCAAUGGAGAUGUUAAGUCCAAGUACUUUUAGUGACAUGACCUGUAUUAGCUUAUAGCUUCUCACUUCCUAGGAGUGAGAAUUGAAACGUAAUUUUCGCACAGUAUGUAAUUAAUUUUUAAGGAGUAUACAUGCGGUCCUUUUAAUAAAAGUUAAAUUCACUAUGAAAUGGCUACUGAUUUUUCAAUAUUAUACGGUAGGAUAAAGCGAUAUUACGCAAGGCAAUUACUCUUUGCUGCAAUAGAAUUUCAAAUAUACAGAUUUAACCGUGGGUGAUGCAAAUGCAGAACUUUCCUGCAAUAACUAUGUGGGAAAUUGCAUGCGUCGCAAGUUGCAAGAAAAAUUCCUGUGGUUUAUGUACCGGGUGUCCCCCAAAAAGGUACUCCUGUUUGAUUCGUAAUAACUUCUAAACAAGUAAAGCUUUUAAAGAGAAAUAACUUGCAUCAAAUAGAGGAAGGACUAACUAAUUAGAUUUUGAUAUAUUACAGUUGUAUUUCACUUAAAAAUUCACGGAGAUACUGACCUUUAAAUUCGGGAGCAUAUUUCUGGAUGUGUCUGAAAUAUGCAAGAAACGGCGUAUCAAAUAUUAAUCAAGAUUUGCCCGACUGAAACAUGCACUAUUAGUUAGAGCUAUAUCCAAGAAUCUUUGCGGAUAUGCUCGCAAUUUAUGUUGCCUCCGCGUAUAGAUAAAAAGUUUUGCAAUUGUUUGCAGUUAACGAACUGUUAUCCGACAUGGCAUAAAUGUCUUUGCCCUUUCUUUUGAAGUCUGAAAUGAAAUGAAUUUCGCAUCAUCUCGCAACUGGUGGGACAACUAAUGUACAAUCCAAUUACAGAACUAUAGCGCAAAACGGCGUUUCGUAACCAGACCAUAUCUUCUGGUCGCGCUUGUAAAGUGAGACGUGUCGAAAAAUUUUGACAAGGAUCCUCAUAAUUAUGCACCUCUAGGUUGAUUUGUACCACUGUCAACAACCAAAAUGCUAUAUUAUAAUGUUAUUGUGCAUUUAAAUUAUUGCAGCCAGUUAUAGGAUAAUUGCCGUAUUGGCCUCAAAGAUAGGUUGCAAAUAUACCAAAAUUGUGCUAUAAGAAUAAUUAGCUACUGGGCCGGCCACUUACGAUAUUCGGUCAACUGAUUUACUUGAGAAUCUAAAUUGGAAACCUCUCGAAGACGAAACAACCAUGCAUCAGUCUAUUUUCAUUCAUAAAAUUUUAAAUGGCCUCACCGCACCCAAUCUUAAAGAAGCAUUUCAAUCUAUUAAUGAAAGACUUAAUACACACAAUCUCAGAAAUAGGGAUACUGUAAGAUUUAGCACCACCUAUGCCGAAAAGAGAAUCUGCAAGCGGUGCUUCAGUUAUUGCGGUGGCUUGCACUGAAAUAAUCUUCUCCAUGAGUCAAAAAAUCGCUGAAACCUUAAGAUCUUUCCGAUCAAUAUUAGAACAGUGAAGAGUUGAAACUUGCUCGUGUGUGAUCGUGCAUUAAAAAUCAUCGUAUUUUCUUGUUCUUUUCCUGCAAUCUAGUCUCAUUUCAUAUAUAUAUUUUUUUGUAAAUAGCUAUAAUUCUAUAUUUCAACCCCUUUUCCCGUGGUUAAACAAAGGUUGUAUGUAUGUAUGUAUGUAUGUAUACGUAUGUAUACAUACAGUGUGUAUUCAUAUCGGCGCCCUCGUGUUUAAAAUUGCAAGUUUUUGCAGCACAAACUGCUGUUCUAAUAUUGCUCUAUACAUGCACUUUUAAUAUAGAUGUCGUAUGUCCACAGAUCGAGUGUGUAACUCCUUGUCCUUUUGGAUAUAUUGGCCCCGUAAAUGGCUGUCCCACCUGCCAAUGCAAAAGUAAGUUUAUAUAAAUACACAUUGACACUUUGAACAUGAGUUGUUUGGGUUGUACAAUAAAUAACAUUAAAACAACAACACUAUUACCAGUUCAAGUACAUAUCUACAUGCAUGGUGGUUUAUUUAUUUAUAACUAUAAUUUUUGUGUACUCUAUUCAGUAAUUAUUGUCGUGCAAGUGUUGUCGGAUAUGGAAUAAAUCUCAUGGCGCACAUAUUCGUUAUUUCCAAUAAUUUAAAUCUUAAAUAGUUGCGAAAACUUAUACUUUGGUUGCGUACACCCCACCGUAAUUGAGACUGAAAAUAAUUUAUUUUAAUCUUUUUAACUAAUUAAUCAAUUUCUUCUCUGUCAUUGCUUCACAUCAAAGAACCAAACUGCCUAAAACCUUGUCCUUGCAUAAAAGAUCCAGUGUGUGGAUCAAAUGGAAAAACCUAUGCCAAUGAAUGUAUUUUGGAAAAUGCUAACUGUUUGAGUGAAGAAGAUAUCACGAAAGUUCACGACGGUCCUUGCAG